AUGGGGACAGACGGGCCUACGGUCUGCAUGUCUUUUGCCAACAAUUUCUGGGGCAAAGAUGAUGCAGGACUUCAACCAAUGUUGGACCGCGUGCAUGGGUCAAAGAUCACAAACGACGAACUGAAGGUUUUUUACAGCGCUCGAGCCACCAUCGAAGAUGAAUACGCACGGAAACUCCAAGUUCUAUGUCGAAAGGCGCUGGGAUCAUGCGAGACUGGAUCGCUCCGAGCCUCACUCGACGUUGUUCGUGGCGAGACUGAAGCUAUCGCUAAGGCACACGCCGCAAUUGCAGGACAAAUUAAGACGGAAUUGGAGGAGCCACUUGCUGCGUUUGCCAGUGGUAUUAAAGAGCGACGAAAGAUUAUUCAACAGUGCAUUGAGCGCCUACACAAGACCAAAAUGCAACAAACGCAGCUCGUCAACAAAACUCGUGAUCGUUACGAGCAGGACUGUCUCCGGAUCAAGGGCUACCUUGCUCAGGGCCAUAUGGUCAUGGGCCAGGAAGAGCGCAAGAACAAGGCCAAGCUAGAGAAGACCCAGAUCCAGCUGGCAUCAACUAGCCAGGAAUACGAAGCGGCCGUCAAGCAGCUCGAGGAGACAACUGGUCGUUGGAAUAAGGAAUGGAAGUCAGCAUGCGACAAAUUUCAAGAUUUGGAAGAGGAGCGUCUGGACUUCACAAAAAGCAGUCUGUGGACCUACGCAAACAUUGCUUCAACUGUUUGUGUCAGCGACGAUGCCUCAUGCGAGAAAGUCCGUCUCUCUUUGGAAGACUGUGAAGUGGAGAAGGAUAUUAUGUUCUUCAUCAAGGAGCGAGGAACUGGCCAAGAGAUCCCAGAUCCUCCCCGAUUCAUCAACUUCUGCAAGGAUGAUGACUCAAGCUCUGACCUAGAUGAAGCUGAUGGCUACUCGGUAGCCCAAUUCCAACGCACUAUGAACCCUGCAUUCCGCACAUCUUCUCCUCAGCCUUCAACCUUCGAAUCACACCAUGACCCACAGUCAGAGCUCGCGGCUCAAAUAGGACGACCUACUCUUCCAGCCGUGAACAAUGCGCCGCCACCUCAGCAGCAACCGCUACCGUCACAACAGCAGCCACCCCCACAGCAGCAGCCGUUCAUGCCACAGCAGCCUCUCAUGCAACAGCAGCCUCUUAUGCAACAGCAGCCUCUCAUGCAACAGCAGCCUCUCAUGCAACAGCAGCCUCUCAUGCAUCAGCAGCCUCCUCUGCAACCACAACAACAACCGCCGCUACAGGCACAGCCCCAGCAACCUGCACCUCUAGACUUCCGCCGUGGUGGCGCGCCGCCUCCGAACUACGACCCCGAGCAACAUGGAGAGAUCGGAGCUGUUCCCCACAACGCAUACCCCACAGAUGGUAUGACCAUGUUCUGUCGUGCCGGGCCACCCUCAGAACGAAGCUCAGCGACCAGCGCAUAUCGCCCGUCUAGCCAAGACUCUCAGAGCGAAGUUUCGAACUCAACCUCUAUCUCUAGUGUCGAGGAAACACCUACGAAAAAGUCUAUAGUAAAGUCAACAAACAGUGUGCCGAUGACAGCUUCUGGAGAUGACAAAUCACCAAAAAAGAAGAGCGCUUUCUUCAGCAACAGCCCCUUCCGUCGCAAGAGUCGACAUGACAAAGAAAGGCCUGUUGUUUCUUCACAGCAGGGCAUCUCUCCAACGUCGCUCGUUUCACCCAACUCCACGUCUCGUAGUGGUUGGGACUCGCCGACAAAACAAAUCAGUCCGACGAAGCAAAUGAGCCCACCCAAACAAAUCAUCAGCCCGCCCAAGCAAAUGAGCCCACCUAAGCAAGUGAGCCCGCCCAAGCAGAUUAGUGCACCCAAGCAGGCUAGCCCAACCAAACAAGUCAGCCCUGUCAGGCCUUCGGGAGGCCUGCCGGGUCGUGCCUCUGGCAGCCCGGAGCCUGUUGACCCUCGAGCCAACUUCCAGCUCAAUGUGGGGAACAAUGUCUUUGACGUGGCAACCCCAGAAAAGAGCUCACCCCAGAAAGGAUCACAGCCGAAUCAGGCAUCUGAAGAUGACUUGGACCCUAUCGCGCGGGCUCUAGCAGACCUCAAGACGGGCGGCAAGCAGUCAGCCACUCGGGUGUCGGCAGAUAGAUAUCACGGCAUCUCCACACCCACUCCGUCGACAUAUUCUUCGACCUAUGGUGGCAGCAGUGUUAGCGUUGCUACUCCGCCCCCAGCAUACAAUGAUCCCACAGUCAAGCGACUUGGCGCACCUCAACCGGCCUUUACAGCAAAGCAAAUGCACAAGACAACUCAGAAAUAUACUGGUCAAACCCAGAGCAUGCUUCGAGGACAAAACAACAAUAAUAGCAUGGGGUCUAGACAUAGUGGUCAGACCCAAGACAGUAUGGGAUCUAGACAUAGCGGUCAAGAAGCCACCCGAGCUAGAUCGCCAGCACCGAGACGGAGCGUCAGCCCUCAGCCCCGUGUGGAUACUCGGAUGAGCCAGAACAGUGGCAGGGGCCCGAGCCCUACUCCGAGUAGUUACCAGUCUAACAGCAUGCGAAGUCAAUACAGCCGAUCGCCCACUCCUCGGCGUACUCAAGAUCCGUACACUCCAAACGAGUAUGCUCGGAGGCCCUCGCCCGCUGCAAGCCACCGUGCUGUAUCCCCGAACCCCCAGUUCAGGCAGCAAUCUCGUCCUUCUAGCUCUGGUGGCAUGGAGCUGCAGUUGUCUGGAAACCACGAUAUGUACGGUUCCAGCAGUCCCGGUGGAUAUGCUAGCUCAGCUCGAGGAGGCAGCCGCCCCUCAUCGAGUUAUGGUGAGGCUCCUCCGCCUGUUGGCCGAUCUCGGAGCCGUACUAUGGCUGUUGCAGAGCCUGGACGUCAAUUCAGCCGUGACGGCCGCCCAAUCUUGCACUUUGCUCGUGCUAUGUACUCCUACAAUGCCGCCAUCCCUGAAGAGCUCACCUUUGGUAAGGGAGAUGUCCUUGCCGUUCUCCGUCUGCAGGAUGACGGGUGGUGGGAAGCCGAAGUCACCAACGCCCGUGGCCACCCUGGUCUUGUGCCAAGCAAUUAUCUGCAAAUCAUUUAA
Messenger RNA from Penicillium roqueforti, 3060 nucleotides. Its product is annotated as formin-binding protein HOF1. The record is from RefSeq and is a predicted model, not a curated record. NCBI's taxonomy places the organism in Eukaryota, Fungi, Ascomycota, Eurotiomycetes, Eurotiales, Aspergillaceae. The transcript is spliced from 6 exons. Gene Ontology annotation, cellular component: mitotic actomyosin contractile ring, proximal layer; cytoplasmic side of plasma membrane; plasma membrane. The coding region runs from base 1 to 3060 and encodes 1019 amino acids. Gene Ontology annotation, molecular function: phospholipid binding; protein binding. Gene Ontology annotation, biological process: cytoskeleton organization.